GAAUCAUUCAGUAUCAGACUGAUGGAAGCCCAGCUUGAGGAAAUCCAACAGAUGUUGGAGAAACAGUGUCAGCUCAACGAAGACCUACAGAAGCAGAACCAGGACCUGAAGCAACAGCUUCAGCAGAAGGAGAUUCAUUUAAAAGAGCUGCUGGAAAGAUUGAAUGAGUUUGAUUGUCCAUUUCAACAAAAUAAUAAUGAAGUACCUGAAGUUAGAGAAAGUCGGGCAGCUGUCAUGGCUCCGGAGCCGGUACCAGAAGAGCUGGAUAUACCUGACAGCAGGGUUCAUAAAUCUGACAGUGAGACGGCUCAGAUCAUCAAGGCCAUCGCUAAGAGCGACUUUCUCAGUCGUCUGGAUGAGGAGCAGAUCAACAUGAUGGUGGAGAUGAUGACAUCUCUGAACUUCUGUCCUGGCGAUGAGAUCAUAACAGAAGGCACAGAGGGAGACAGCUUGUACAUUGUUGCUGAGGGAGAGUUAAGAGUAAUGCAGGCUGGCCGUGACCUGCGAACUUUAACCUCAGGUGAUGUGUUUGGAGAGCUGGCCAUUCUAUACAACUGUAAACGUACAGCGUCUGUCAAAGCCGUCACUAUCGUGAAGUUGUGGUGCAUUGAGAGACAAACAUACCGAAGCAUCAUGACCAACAAAUCCAAGAAGAAACGAGAACAACUCAUGGGCUUCCUGAAGACAGCUCGCACCUUAAAGUCCCUGAACAAUGUGCAGCUGUCCAAGAUCAUUGACUGCAUGGAGGAGGUGAAGUUUGGGAAUAAUGAAGUCAUUGUUCAAGAAGGAACAGAGGGCGAUUCGUUUUAUAUUAUACUCAAAGGAGAGGUUUUAGUGACGAAAAAAGUGAACGGACAGCAGAAAGUCAUCCGUAAGAUGGGUGAGGGGGAACACUUUGGAGAACUGGCUCUUAUACGCGAGAUCCUCAGGACAGCCACGUGCACAGCUGUUGGAAAUGUUACCUGCUUUUCCAUUGAUAAAGAAGUUUUUGAGGAGACAAUUCCUAUUGACAGCCUGGAGCUCCAUGAUGAACCAGAUCUAAUUGAGGAUGUUGAAAAGCCAAAGAAUGUGGGGCUGAAAACCUCUCUGAAUUUAAGAGAUCUGAUCCCUGUGCCGUACCAGGAGGGCCGCUAUCAAGGAGAUCCUGUCACUCUCGGUGUCGGGGGGUUUGGAAGAGUAGAGCUGGUAACUACCCUACAGCACAGAAAGUACUUUGCUAUGAAAAAGGUCAGUAAAAAGCACAUUGUUGCAAAGAGGCAGGAAUCUCACAUUCUUCUGGAAUUGAGAAUUCUUCAGGCGAUCCAGUGCGACUUCAUCGUCAGACUCUACGCUGCCUUCAGAGACACUCGAUACAUCUAUAUGAUCAUGGAGUUCUGUUCCGGUGGAGAAAUCUGGACCAAACUGAAAGAAGCGGGGCGAUUUGAGGAGAAUAUAGCUGUGUUUGUAACAGCAUGUGUGGUUGAAGCCUAUGCAUACCUUCAUAAGAAAGGAAUCCUAUAUCGAGAUCUGAAACCAGAAAACCUUAUGCUGGACUAUAGAGGAUAUGUAAAACUGGUUGAUUUUGGCUUUGCGAAAGAGCUUUCUCGAGGUGAAAAGACAUAUUCAUUUUGUGGUACUCCAGAGUACAUGUCUCCAGAGAUCAUUCAGAACCACGGUCAUGACUUUGCUGCUGACUUUUGGUCACUUGGUGUUCUGGUCUAUGAGCUCCUUGUGGGGAGUCCGCCCUUUUCCAGUUCAGAACCACAGAAGAUCUAUGCAAAGAUUUUGGAUGGGGUGUUGAAUUUCCCCCCUUAUCUUGGAGAAAGUGCCAAAUCUGUGAUCAGUAAAUUAUGCAGGCCACGACCUGGACAGCGACUGGGUAACACAAAAAAUGGAAUUAAAGAUGUCAGACAUCACAGAUGGUUUAACAGCAUUAACUGGCAUAAAUUAAGAAUGGGGCAGCUGGAGGCACCAACGAUCAGACUCAUUAGAAAGGGUCCCUGCUACAUAAACUUUGACAUCUUACCCUAUGAUAAGACCAAAGCAGAGGAGGAAUUUUCAGGUUGGGAUCAAGUUUUCUAACCAGUUGUCAACUCCUGGAAUCUCUUGCACAUCUACUGAUCUACUCAAUGCCUAAUACCAUCAUGUACAUAUCAAUAUUUUCUCUGGGCACCAGUACCAAAAAAAUCACAAUUUAGACCAAUUUCUAUCCUCUGUGAAUAAACCUUAAAUAAUGUGUGUGGUUUUGAGGCUGACUUUCCUUUAAGAGUUCAAUGUAAAAUGUCAAGUGCUACGAUUGGCUUACAAUUUUUACAAAAGAAAAACAUCUCUGUUGUAAGAUUUCACAAAGAGAAUAAUGGGUGAAUGCAUUUGCCUGAUUAAAUUGCAUUUGUGAUGAGACAUCUGUCAUCUUUGGGGUAUAAAUUAUGGAUUGAUACAGUACAGUACUGUAUGCCUUCUGUGUUGUUAUAAUUCGGCAGCAUAAAACCAAUCUGACUCUGUAACAUUUUAAGUGAAACAUGUGAGUUACAUAAUUUAUAAUCUUAUUUCACUUUGCUUUGACCUGUUUAUCUAGAUUUUAAAUGUUGAAAAGUUGGCUGACUAGAUUUCAUGGAUUCAGAAGACUGGCAAAGGUAUUUUUAUUUAGAGGGUGAAUAAUGCCCAGGUAAAACCUUAAAGAUGCUGUGUUCCACUAUGCAAAUGAGUUUAUCUCAACAGCCAAUCACAGCACUAUAAGUACCACAGAUAAACGUCACUUACUGUUGUGAGUCUUAGGCUCAGAAGGACAAUGCAAUGACCUGUCGUAAAACUAAACUCUUCAAUUCAAUGUACCUGCUUCUGGCAUAUCAAUAGGCAUUGCUUGGCCUUUAUGAUUUAUAGUUGUUUGAAUAGUUGCACUUUUUGUUUAUUUAAAAGAAGAAAACUUUUAUCUGUUUUUCCUGCUUUCUCUCCAAAAUAUUUAAAUGUACUCUUGCAUCGUGGCAGCAAUACUGUUGAUAUUGUUAUUUCUUGCAUGGGAAAUUGCUUGUGAUGUACCUUAUUUGAAAGUCAGUGUAUGCAUAUAUAUUUAUACAUGUCAUGAAUUGUAUAU
This is a messenger RNA of Paramisgurnus dabryanus, 3070 nucleotides long. RefSeq names its product cGMP-dependent protein kinase 1. NCBI's taxonomy places the organism in Eukaryota, Metazoa, Chordata, Actinopteri, Cypriniformes, Cobitidae. Gene Ontology annotation, molecular function: cGMP-dependent protein kinase activity; ATP binding. Gene Ontology annotation, biological process: protein phosphorylation. The record is from RefSeq and is a predicted model, not a curated record.